This is a messenger RNA of Paralichthys olivaceus (Japanese flounder), 1206 nucleotides long. It is a transcript of the gene timm29, whose product is annotated as translocase of inner mitochondrial membrane 29. Gene Ontology annotation, cellular component: TIM22 mitochondrial import inner membrane insertion complex. The record is from RefSeq and is a predicted model, not a curated record. Lineage: Eukaryota; Metazoa; Chordata; Actinopteri; Pleuronectiformes; Paralichthyidae. Gene Ontology annotation, biological process: protein insertion into mitochondrial inner membrane.
ACGUUUGCGAGGUAGAGAUUCUUGUCGGACGGCUUAGACAGCCUCAUCCCCGGCCGCCAUUUUGGCUCCAUGUGAGCCGCCCUGUCCUGUCAGCGGGUCUCUCACAUGAAGGUGAACCGUCCCGGGGACUGAAGCACGGUGGAAAUGGCUUCGUUGCGUGUAGCGAGGAGGAUGUUCUGUGCUGCGGCAGAAACAGCAGCAGCGGCUCCGGCGGCUCCGGCAGCUCCGGCCUCCAGCAGCCGCUGGGAGAGAGUGAAGAACAGUAAAGCAGGCGUGUGGUGUCGCAGCCUGGUCUCAGAUUAUAAAGAGGCCUGCAGGGAGAUAGUGCUUGGAGCCUGGGGGCGACCGGCCAAAGCCACUGUGUACUUGACUCUGAUGGGUGGGGCCUCGGCUUGUGUCUACACAAACCCUGACCAGUCGUCCUUUGAGGCGGCCCUGCUGGAGCGCUCCAACCAGCUGGGCCUGCUGUCCCCGUGGAUCCGCAACGCCACGUCGGAUGGCCACAUCCAGAAUCUAGUGAAGCUUCGUAACGAGGGCCGUCUCCAACAUGCCAGCCUGGGUCUUCUCUCUCUGGUUUACUGGGCCAACUACGACACGGACUCCGCACUGUACGAAGCCCAGUGCUCCAAUCUGUCCAUGCCGUGGUUGGAGUUCCAUCAAAGGGUUCUGGAUGUGGGCUUCGGCAGCCGCUGGUGGAUUCUGGACUCAAAGAUGCGGGACUAUGAUGUGAACGAGGAUGAGUUCAAGAACUUGCCAGCUCACAUGCAGGUAUCAUCGCCACCCAGCGUUCAGGAGGUGGAGAAGAACGAGAGGUUGCACAAAGAGUCCUGGUUAGCGCUGAAAGUGGAGGACGAGGUAAAAGAGGCUCAUGUAGUUGACAGAAAGGAGGAAAAGGUUAGUGAAGAACAAACAGAACCAGCGAAAGAGGAACAGACUUGAUGUUAUAUACUGCUAGAACAAAAUGCUGUUUAUUCCCAUUGGUCAUGUAUUGCUGGCUUCUCAUUUUUCAGCCAUGACUGUCACACUGUUUACUGCUGCCACUGACCACCAGGAAAGAGGAAACAUUCACGCCUUUAUCUCAUCAAAAUAAAAGCAGCCCAUCAGAAUCAGCCUCAGCUGGGUUUUAUUUAUUCCAACAUGUUUAGUCUCACAGAAAGUUUUACAUUUAUACCAGCUGUCAAUAAAUCUGUCACUUGUUUCCCAGUA